Messenger RNA from Erinaceus europaeus (western European hedgehog), 2790 nucleotides. RefSeq names its product G protein subunit alpha 14 (gene GNA14). Bases 1053 to 2120 code for a protein of 355 amino acids. Lineage: Eukaryota; Metazoa; Chordata; Mammalia; Eulipotyphla; Erinaceidae. Gene Ontology annotation, molecular function: G protein-coupled receptor binding; guanyl nucleotide binding; GTPase activity. The transcript has 7 exons. Gene Ontology annotation, cellular component: heterotrimeric G-protein complex. The record is from RefSeq and is a predicted model, not a curated record. Gene Ontology annotation, biological process: phospholipase C-activating dopamine receptor signaling pathway; action potential; adenylate cyclase-modulating G protein-coupled receptor signaling pathway.
ACCCUCCAGUCUUGCAUUUCUCCUAUUUAAAUAAACCUGGUGGCGGCUACUUUUCGGAACGCGGUGCCACCGGGCUGAGGCCCAGCCGCACUUUGCUGGCGAGUUGCCUCGUUGCCACGGAGCUCGGGCCGGGCCGGGCCGGGCCGGGUUGUCCGGGAAGCAAAAGGAGGCCGUCUAGGAAACCCGCGUGCGCGUGAGCCUCCGCCGGCGUUGGGAGAGUUGCACCUGGGCCCGGGCGGCGCGCGCUGCCCGGGCGGCCCUGGCUCCGCUCCACCUUGCGGCUGCGUCCGGGCGAAACUCUCUCACCUGUGGGAACCCGGAUCUGGGCAGCGAGCGGGGCCCGGAGGCCCAAGCGCGCAGGUCCCAGCUGCCUCGGCGGGCGCCCCCCAGAGCUCGGGACGCCCCAGCCUGCGAGGCCUGGCGGUGGAGGGGUGGAGGAGGUUGCAACCCCGAGAGACUCUGGGUCGCUGGGCCCCUCCCACCCCCGCUCCCAGGAUUUGGAGCGCCCUGAAGGCCAACUCGGGCCCACGCCAAGGCUGCAGGUUCGUGAUGCCCCGCCUCCUCCUGCCACUUAAUGCUGCCAGCGCCAGCAGGAACCUUUCCACUCCGUCUUAGCCUGCGGUCACUGCCGAGCUUUCCGGAACUUUCCAGGCUCAGGCUCUUUGCGUCCAGCCGACGCCGCGCCGGCAGCCUGCAAGUCUCCUCCUCUGGGCACCGACGCUCCUAACACUGUCCGCACGGUCUGCACCCCCUGCCCAGCUCCAGGUGCCAAGGGGGCGCACACUUUUUCCGGGACCCCGCGGCGCGCCCAGUUCCCCUCCUCCCCGGAGCCAGUGUGGGACGCAGGGAGCCCGGAGCUGCGGGGUGCACUCGAGCGUUCGCGGUUCACGCCUCGCCUCGGAGCCGGCCCUGAGGACGAACUGAGCCCCGGAUCUCCAAGCCUCUCCCGGCGAACUCGACCCGGCCAGGGUGUUUUCCCUCCAAAGCCGGCUGCACUUCGUCCGCCGGCCCGGGGCCGCGUCGCCUCGUCGCCCCGUCGGGUGCUGCGCGCCAUGGCGGACUGCUGCUGCCUGUCGGCGGAGGAGAAGGAGUCGCAGCGCAUCAGCGCCGAAAUCGAGCGGCAGCUGCGCCGCGACAAGAAAGACGCGCGGAGGGAGCUCAAGCUGCUGCUGCUGGGAACAGGUGAAAGUGGCAAAAGCACCUUUAUCAAGCAGAUGAGAAUUAUCCAUGGGUCAGGUUACAGUGAUGAAGACAGAAAAGGUUUCACCAAGCUAGUUUACCAAAACAUAUUCACUGCCAUGCAAGCCAUGAUCAAAGCCAUGGAUACCCUGCGGAUACAGUACAUGUGUGAUCAGAACAAGGAAAAUGCACAGCUGAUCAGAGAAGUGGAAGUAGACAAGGUCUCCGCACUCUCCAGGGACCAGGUGGAGGCCAUCAAGCAGCUGUGGCAUGACCCAGGGAUGCAGGAGUGCUACGACCGGAGACGGGAAUAUCAGCUGUCAGACUCCACCAAAUAUUACCUCACCGACAUUGACCGGAUUGCCACACCAUCUUUUGUGCCAACACAACAAGAUGUUCUUCGUGUCCGAGUGCCCACUACUGGCAUCAUUGAGUAUCCUUUUGACUUGGAAAACAUCAUCUUUCGGAUGGUGGAUGUUGGUGGUCAGCGAUCUGAAAGACGGAAAUGGAUUCACUGCUUUGAGAGUGUUACUUCCAUUAUUUUUUUGGUUGCACUGAGUGAAUAUGAUCAGGUUCUUGCUGAGUGUGACAAUGAGAAUCGCAUGGAAGAAAGCAAAGCUUUAUUUAAAACAAUUAUCACCUACCCAUGGUUUCUGAACUCAUCUGUGAUUUUGUUCCUAAAUAAGAAAGAUCUUUUGGAAGAAAAAAUCAUGUACUCUCAUUUAAUUAGCUAUUUUCCAGAAUAUACAGGACCAAAACAAGAUGUCAAAGCUGCCAGAGACUUUAUUUUGAAGCUUUACCAAGAUCAAAAUCCUGACAAAGAGAAAGUCAUCUAUUCCCACUUCACAUGUGCUACGGACACAGAGAAUAUCCGCUUUGUGUUUGCUGCUGUGAAAGACACAAUUCUACAACUAAAUCUGAGGGAAUUCAACCUAGUUUAACAGUUCUUGUGCACCCUUCACCAUACUGAAUCUCCAAGCGCGUCUCGUAUCACAACCUCCAUCAUGCAGACCAGAGAACAGAAGGGCUAUGGAGCUUGUCAGAUAUAAGUCCUCAUUUCAGAAUUAGGUUAUUGCUGGGGCUCAGUGCCUGCACCAUGAAUCCACUGCUCGACAGCCACCUGUGAAGCAGCAGGUGGGGAGCCGGGGGCUCGAACAGGGAUCCUUACGCCAGUCUUUGCGCUACUGCCCGACCCACUCAGAAUUGUUUUUAUACUUUUUUUUCCUUGGCCGUAAGAUUUUACAUCAUUUUUGAGAAAUUUUAAGUCAUUGUGAUUUUUUUUAAAAUUAAGUUUCUGUUUAAUUACAGUCAUUAAAAUCAUUUACUAAUUUUAUAGAGCAUGCCUUGAAACCUCUAGGAUUAAUUUGGGUGACUGUUUUUUUUUUUUAAAGUUGUUUUAACUAACACUAUAUAGUUAAACCAUAAUUUCAUCACAAUGGAAUCAAAGUAUAUGUUAUAUUGGUAAUCUGUGUGUACACACACACAUAUACUUUCUAAUGUAUAUGAACCUCCUGUAACAAAUGUAAUGUAACUUACCCUGAAGUUUUGAUGGCCAUCACAGAUUUUUUUGUGCCUUUCUGAGGGGGAUAAAAAUAUACCAUUCUUCCACUA